AAUGUGGCACAAGACGGAACUUCCUCUCUGUUAGGUACGCUGCUUGUACUGGGUGUAAGAUCUUUACAACACAGAGCGCUAGUUUCGAAUCGAUAUCACAUUAGGGACGGAGGCUUUUAACGAUGUACAGACCGAAUUUUCGCUCCCCCAACCCUUGUGGAAGCGGUGGUGGUGAAGGAAGCCCGGGUUCGUUCCGCAGCCCAGGGCCGUUAGGCUCCGGGAGCCCCAUGCUUCCUCCGCCACUGCCACCCUGGGGCUACGGGAGCCCGCACACGCCAAAUUACGGCCAGCGGCCUCCCAGGCCGUACGGGAGCGGGGGAGGACAAUCUCCGCGCUCUUCGCCUUCUCAGAACCCGUACGGGGGCUGGUACGGCGGUCAGUCUCCAGGUAAUACCCCACCCCGAAGAGCCAGUCCUCGCUAUAACCUGUCACCGUACAGCAAGUCUCCAGGAGGAGGAAACCAUUACCAGCAGCACAACGCCCGAGGAUACUCUCCCAGGCCCGCCGCCAACUACCAGGGUUCUCCCAGGACAUCUACACCAUACGGUACAGCGCAUGGCAGAGAGAAAAGAGUGUCUAAUGAUGUGGAAAACUAUUACAGACCAUCCAUGCUUGAGGACCCUUGGGCUAACCUAAAGCCAUUAUCCUUAUCAGACUUAGACCAACAGAACAGCAGUGAGCAGACAACAAAUACUGGCAGAAGAGGGAGGUAUUUUAGCUAACCCCUAAAAUACCUAACUCUGAGUAGACUAAAAACAAGGGAUGGUAAAGGACACAAGUCAACACCUUUUUUAAUUUUGAGAGAAAUUCUUUUAUCAGAUUUAUUUUUUUAUUGCAUCAGAUAUUACCAUCAUUGUUUUGGAAGUCUAGAGCUGUAGUUGGAAAAAGUCAGGAAGUCCACCAGCAAUGAAGAACAAGUUGUUCUAUUAUCACCAGCGUUCCGUGACUGUCUUACACGGGUUCCAGUUUCCAAGACUUCUUACUGAUCUGCAUCCCUUAGGCUUAUCCUAAAGUCUAAUUUUUACUAUUCCACUAAAUUGGAUUUAUUUUUAGGAAAUACAAUAAGUUUGUAAUCUGUUUAUGCUAAAAGUAUAUUAUUUGUAUGUAAUUUUCGGAGGAGCUGUUAGUUUUAUAUUUAAAAAAUGUUGCUGUUGUAGCAUUGCACCUUUUG
Messenger RNA from Nanorana parkeri, 1171 nucleotides. RefSeq names its product M-phase specific PLK1 interacting protein (gene MPLKIP). The transcript has 2 exons. The record is from RefSeq and is a predicted model, not a curated record. NCBI's taxonomy places the organism in Eukaryota, Metazoa, Chordata, Amphibia, Anura, Dicroglossidae. Bases 123 to 722 code for a protein of 199 amino acids. Gene Ontology annotation, cellular component: centrosome; midbody; nucleus.